AUGAAGCCGAUCGUGUCGGCGUUGAACGCCUGGUCCUGUGUUGUCAUCUCUCUCUUCGCCAUUAUCAUCCUCUCCGUCCUCGGCUCGCUAUUCAACAGCAACAACCACGCCUACACCGGCUCAGAAGGCGAACCCGAAGACGGUACCGCCGUCGCGGCAUCUAUCUAUACCGCUGUCUUUGUAUACUGUGGCUUCUUCGUCUUCUGCGCUUUCCAAGCCUACCUUCACGUCCGGGAGAGCAGGGGAGGCGCCAUAUCGCUCCAUUAG
Penicillium riverlandense is the source of this 267-nucleotide messenger RNA. RefSeq lists its product as uncharacterized. The transcript has 4 exons. NCBI's taxonomy places the organism in Eukaryota, Fungi, Ascomycota, Eurotiomycetes, Eurotiales, Aspergillaceae. Bases 1 to 267 code for a protein of 88 amino acids. The record is from RefSeq and is a predicted model, not a curated record.